This is a messenger RNA of Mercenaria mercenaria, 3692 nucleotides long. Its product is annotated as mucin-17-like. The record is from RefSeq and is a predicted model, not a curated record. The transcript has 9 exons. Bases 1857 to 2930 code for a protein of 357 amino acids. Lineage: Eukaryota; Metazoa; Mollusca; Bivalvia; Venerida; Veneridae.
GCAGAAUAGUGAUAAAUGUUUGAACACUUGCGAAUGAGCCGAUAAGCUACAAAGUGGGCUCGUGCAGCGGCUCAAGUGACUGUUUACAUGAUACAACGACUGUCAAUACAACAGCUUGUAAUGCCGGUGAAACUUGUGAGAUACAGAUGUUCCGUAUUUAUCAUGAAAAAAUAAACUACAGUUUCAAGUCUCCACAUGCGGUUUUCGCCACUACAUUGUAACUACCACACCUAAGGAAGAAAAUGAGACAGGCUGCUUAGCAACAGUAAUAAAGUUUAGUAAUAAUUUAGGAAUGUCCCAGUUUGUCAGUAUAUCUAUUGUGUAUAUAAGAAAGCAUCACAAAACGGCUGAUGAAUCUGCACAGAACCUUACAAAUGGAUUCACUUGUAAAGUUUAUUGGUAAGUGUUUUUCAUGUACUAUAAACUAUGCAUGAGUCACCUUUCUUUAGCUAUAAAAUCAAAUUCAAUUGAAAGCGUAAGUAUAAGUGUAAGGUAUCAAAACUCAAAAUAGUUAUUUUCCACACUAUGCAUACAAAUAAAAUACACGAAUAAUAUCAGUACAUUUCACGUAUACAUUUUACUACAACAGGUACAUGUAAUGAAGUGUUUUGUUAUUAUUAAAGAUUUCUCUUGGAAACUGAUUGUUUUUUUAACAUGGUUCUUUCUAUUUAUCGUAGAUAAGCACCCGAAAAAAACUCGUUUUUUCAACAAAUAGUUUGGUCAUACAUGCGCUUUCGAAUACAAUUACUAAAUGAACCUUUAAAAUAUUGUAAAGCUAAAAGAUUGGUGAAUCAUAAAAUAAUCAUUUAGAAUCAUAAUUUCAAUCUAUUUCAGCUACAAACAACAUUAAAGCAGGAUAAUGCAUGUUUCUCUGACUCUUGCUGAAAAUAUAAAUGGCUGUAUAAAUAAACAAGUAUAUACAGUCUACUCGGGUAUUCAGAAACAAUUUAAAAUGCGGCUCACUUUGAACGUUUUACAGCUGAUUACUACAUAUAGUCCGACAAAAAAGAAUUUUUUUUGGUAAACUUUGCUGUUAAUAAACCGCCAUGGGUUAUAAAAGUUACCCUUUUCAAGCGAAAACACGUAAGAAUGUCGUAUAUUGACUCGAUAUGCUUGUUUUUGUCGAGAAAGUAUAGAGCUGCAUUGUUCAGGACUCGAGAUGCUGAUUUUUGUCGACAUAUAGAAGGCUAUACUUCCUUAUUGUCCGCUGAUGUACGCAAAUAGAUAUACCUAUUACACUAUUAGUACAUUGUAUAUAAAUUUGAAAUACCAAACAUCACCAUACAUUUUUCUGUUCUAUUCUAUACUCAAAUGCAUGUACUUGUUCCUUCAUAACUUGUGCCUCAGUUCUCAUUCAUCACUUUUAAGCAUUUUACCACUACUUUCGUCUGAACCAUUUUACAAGCCACUAUGAAUAACAGUGAUGAAAUAAUAGCAAUGAAAAGCUCAUUGUUUAUGGUUUUAUUCUUCAAUCAAACCGAGCCUGCAACAUUUUCGUUUUUGCCGUGUUGAGCGGCCUGUGAAGUUUCCACUUUUCUCUAUUUUAUUUAAAUUUAAUUAUUUUAUGUGAUUUGAACGGUCACGAAGUUAACGUGGCAUUCCGAAUCCCACUUUACUAGAGUCCGUAGGGUAGAAAUGCUAAAUAAGGCCGGGAAGAUUUGAAUAUAAGGCAAAUUAAGCAAUAUUACAUAAAUCGGAUAAUGUUUGAUGGUUUACUCUUGAAUAUACAAAAACGAAAUUGUACAUAUUGAAACAUUUGAAAAUUGGUUUGGAGUACUCGAGAACAAUGUGCAUAUGUUUCUGAUUCUAAAACAGUGCUUGUCGCAACGUAUGUUAUUGUAAGUGUAGAAGAAGACAUGACAAAAGCAAUGAUUGUAAACACAACAACACCGGUACCUUUGUCUGGAAAAGCAAGCAAACAACCAGAUUCAUUUUCAAAACAAUCUACUAAACAAACGAACGAAUCCAGGGAAACAACACUAACAAAUCUUAUAAAUACGUUAUCUAGUACUAAAGCUUCAACUCUUUGGACUAACUUAAACACAGCAGCUUCGAUCAAGGAAGAAACUCUUUCGAACAAAGCAACGAUGAUAUAUCCACCAUCAACUGUGGAACAUGCAAGUGAAAUAAGAGCUAAUAUACAACAAUCGAACGACACUGAAGAAAAAGCAUGGUUUUCAAGAAAUUCCUCCGCACCAGAAGAACAAUUUACUAAGGAAACGCACGUAUCGAAUGAAACAACCCUUACAACAGUUACAGAUACAUCCCCAAUAUCGGCUAGUACUAACGUGUCAGGACUUUUAACAAUAAUAACCACAGGAGGUUCGACCAAAGUUAACCCACUUUCAAAUGAACCAAAAAUGAUAUCUACAUCUCCAACGAUAUUUUCUACAAAGUCGUUAUGGACUUUAUCUAAGUCUACGGGUUCAGCCACCAAAGAAUCGACCUUCUUUGAAUCAGAAUCGACAAGUUUUGAAUCUUUAAGAAAUAAAUUGACAAAGCUGUCAAAACAACCAUAUCAGUCAAGAAAUGUGAUUACUACUCCAAAAUCAGAUUUUUUGGUAAAUCAAACUUCAGAGGUACAGGUAUCAACAACAGAGACUAAAGUUUGCAGGACUGGAUCAUGUAGUGGUGCAGACAGCUGCGUAGACACUCUUGCUUACAUGUCAUGCGAUAAUGGUGUUUGUAUGAAAAUUGUAACAAGAUACAAUGGUACGUACAGUGACUAUGUUAUGAGCUGUAAUACCACCUACACCACCUGCGACAGCUUUUUGACUUCUGCUGCAAACGCUACACCCGGUUCAACGUGUUGUGACACAAGCUCGUGCGAUAAGUACAUCUCUGCACCAGGCAAUUUUGUGCAACCUGUUUCUGCGAAUAUGUUAUUACUGGUAAUCAUGGCAGUGUCAUGUUACCUUCUGGUACUGUGAAGAAUUAUGCUUCAAUAACUAAAUAUUGAAAGUAUAGCUGUAUUUGCUGAUGCAGUCGUUUAUAUUAAAAGAUAACAGAAGACAUGUAACAAAGACAGAGUUAUUAUUUAUUACUUGUAUGAGGAAUUGAUAAGAUACGAGUUGCAAUGUGUAAAAAUAUAAGUUAGAAACAAUCAAUACUGUUAUAUCCGUUUUAGGGAUUGUUUAUUGUUUCCUUGGUUCUCAGCCUCCGUAAAUAAUGUUUAUUAUAUGAUGCGCUGAAGGUUCCGUAUUCAAUGGGCCAAUUCGUUUUAUAUUAGUGGCAUACGCCGUUACUCACCUAGCACCCGGCUAGACAUUCGGUUAGCUUCCCGGCACCAACCGGGUCUAUCCUGCGUACGCCGAUACAGCCUGUAUAGCGAGAUAGGCUAAGCGGCAAAUAGGAAUUCGGAAAAUAAUACGAAUAUUUGUGCUAUAUACCAGUAAAGACUGAAACGUACCACAAGAAAAAUUUCGCAAACUUAAUUGGAACAGACACAAAAGAAAAUCAUAACAAAGUAGAAAUUUAUCAUCUUUUACUUGCAGCCCACGUGGGCCGUUCAUUUAUUACAAUUCGGCAAAACAUUUUCUCUUGCCACUAACGGCGUGUCCCGGUUGAGGUGGAGCGAUCUAGGUCGGUGACAUUCUGGUCCUAUAUUUCCCGUAGUGUCUCUAGAGUUAUUUAACACUUUCUUGUUGAAGUGUCGCUCAACUAUCAUCACUUGCUUACUUGUUUACCUUGAU